UUUCUUCAUAUUAGUAACAAUUUGAGCAAUUGGGAUUAGGUAAAAGUUGGACUUUUUCUUUUUCAUUGUUUUUCUUGAUUAUCAUCAUCUGAUCUGAUAUUGUUGAUUGUUGAAUUUCAAUUUAAUUCAAUGGGGUAUGAAGAUCAUGAAGUAUUAUUGAAGCAUGUUUGCAAAUUUUGCAAUAAGAGUUUUCAUUGUGGUAGAUCGUUAGGAGGUCAUAUGAGGUCUCAUAUGGUUAAUACGACUGAUGGUGAGACAUCAAGAAAGAAGCUUCCAGCUUUGAUCGUUAGCAAUUCCGCCACCAAUAACAACAACAAUGUUAAUUUGGAUAUUGGAACUCAAAAUGUUAAUUAUGUGCUUAGAAACAAUCCGAAGAAGACUUCAAAAUUUUCUGAAGAUUUGGUGGAUACUUUGCUUCCAAAAGUUUGCAAGGAAUGUGGCAAAAGCUUUCAAUCUUGGAAAGCUUUAUUUGGGCAUAUGAAGUGUCACUCAUCAUCAUCGUCACAAGAAGAAGAUUCUUGGAACAGUGUUAGUGAAUCUGAUACCGAAGCAACAGCAGCAGCGGCAGCAACAACAGCAACAUCAAACAAAAAGAAGAGAUCAUCAAGAAAAAGGUAUAAUAUGGCCCCUGCUGCAACUUCCUCUUCUUUAACUGUUGCUGCUAAUGCUUCUUCCCCUUGUGUAUCUGAAAUUGAGCAUGAACAAGAAGAGAUUGCUAUGAGUUUGAUUAUGCUUUCAAGAGAUGUAAGCAAUUGGGUUGGUCACAAUACUGUCACUGAUCAAUGUUCUGAUAACAAUUCUCAGUUUUUGACCAAAUCAGAGCUGAUCAAGAAAGUCAAAAAUGGGAAAACAGAACAAGGUGAGAGUUCUAAGUCUCUAAUAAAUGGUCAAAAAAGGAACAAAUCAGAGCCUCUAAUUCAUGGAGAUGAUGAGAAAAAGAAGAAGAUUAAAGUGGAGAAUGAAAACAGAGUAAUCUCUGAUCCAAAAAUAAAAUUUGAGUGUACUACUUGUAACAAGAGCUUCCACUCUUAUCAAGCACUUGGUGGUCACAGAGCAAGCCACAAAAAUUCUAAAGGUGAAACCUGUACUGGCACUGAUAUCGAUCAUGUUAAGCGAAUCAAGAACAGCAACAAUGAUGAGAGUGAAUUUGGGCAAAAUUGUGGAUCCAAGAAGCAGUUAAAGAUGCAUGAGUGUCCAAUUUGUUACAAGAUUUUCCCAUCAGGACAAGCAUUAGGUGGUCAUAAGAGAUCCCAUUUGAUUGCUGAGGCCAAAAAAAACAUCAACAACAAUAAUAACCACAAUCAAACUGUUGAAGUACAGAAACCAAUACCAGAAAUCAGAAACUUUUUGGAUCUAAAUUUGCCUGCUCCUGUUGAAGAAGAAGAUAACAUAUUGGAUUCUAGCACUACUGAACAGCAUAUUGAAUUUCAGCAAUGGUGGAUUGACAGCAGACACAAACAUGAGCAGCUAUUGGGCCUUCUUUCUAACUAAUCAUUGGGGAAUUUCAUCAAAGUGUACAGAUUCAUUGAUUCUUUACAUGAUUGAAGUGUUUGAAUUUCACAA
This is a messenger RNA of Solanum stenotomum, 1563 nucleotides long. Its product is annotated as zinc finger protein ZAT9-like. The record is from RefSeq and is a predicted model, not a curated record. NCBI's taxonomy places the organism in Eukaryota, Viridiplantae, Streptophyta, Magnoliopsida, Solanales, Solanaceae. The coding region runs from base 130 to 1491 and encodes 453 amino acids. The transcript has a single exon.